AUGUUAGAAGAACACCGAAAAGUACAAGCCCUACCACGCGAUCCAUCCGAUCCUCCUGGGACCGAAGUGGCUGUGGCCCCUCUCAUCGUGUACUCGGACUCUACCCGCCUCGCCAGCUUCGGCGAUGCAUCUCUCUGGCCGGUAUAUCUGUUCUUUGGCUGGGUCUCGAAGUACAUCCGUGGGAAGCCCAGUUCCUUCGCAGCGCAUCACUUGGCAUACCUGCCCACUGAGGCCUAUCUGAAGAUUUACAAUGUCGCGGCAUCAUCCGACAUCCUACGCUUUUGCAAACAGGAAUUGAUACAUGCCAUAUGGCGUCUCAUCCUGGAUCCUGAGUUCAUGCAUGCAUACGAACAUGGGUGUCUUGUGAAAUGUGGCGACGGCAUUUGGCGACGCCUCUUCCCGCGGUUCUUCAUUUAUGCUGCUGAUUAUCCCGAGAAGGUUCUCCUUGCGUGUAUUCGCUAUCUCGCCCAGUGUCCAUGUCCCAGAUGUCUUGUUCAGAAAAGCGAGCUCGCAAACAUGGGGUCACAAGAAGACAUGCAACACCGAACCGAACUGCGUACGGACAGCAGCUUUAUCCAACGGCUAGUCGCGCGCGCCCGCCUGGGCAUCUUCAAGAAGGGCUGGUCGCUAGGCAGUAAGAAGAUUAGCAACAUUCUGAGUUCAGUGUCUCUGACGGCCACACGGAGUGCAUUCUCUGAACGACUCAGUCGCUUCGGCUUCAACCACUAUUCCAUGUUUGUCCCCGACGUCAUGCAUGAGUGUGAGCUCGGAGUGUGGAAGGCACUACUCAUGCAUCUCCUCCGUAUUCUGUAUGCCGAGGGGAAGGAAAGAAUUCAAACGUUCAAUCAACGACGCUUUCAUCGGAACGUGUCGGCACUGAAACAAUUGGCCGCUCGUGACUAUGAAGACAUACUUCAGACAAUCAUCCCCGUGUUCGAAGGACUGCUACCUCCCCCACACAACGAAAUUAUCCUCGAUCUCUUGUUCGAAUUUGCACUCUUUCACGGACUGUCAAAACUACGCUUGCAUACGGAGGAAACACUCAAGAUAUUCUCCAUCGUGACCAAGUCGCUGGGUGAGCUGAUGGCACGCUUCAAAGCGGAGACUUGUGAAGCCUACGACACAUACGAACUUCCCAGAGAAGAAGCUGCUCGGGGUCGGCGCACAGCGGCCAUGAGACAACGCGCAUCCGGCCAUGGAAAGACCCAUGCCGAUGAUCAUGCGACCCCUCAGAGCUCAAGCGCGGCAAAUCCGGGCAGAAGCAAAAAGCGUGCUAAUGAGACCGUAGCUCAGCGCAAGGAGCAACUUGAACCGGUCACAAGACAGGCCACAAAUAGACGCAAGCGCAAGGAAUUCAAUCUGCAGACAUUCAAAUGGCACUCUUUUGGCGACUACCCUCGCAUGAUACCAAUAUUUGGUACGCUCGAUGUCAUGAAUACCCAGACUGGCGAACAAGAACAUCGCCGGCUCAAGCGAUACUACUUGCAUACCAACAAAAAGAAGACGCGCAACCGGCAGAUUUGCAAACGAGAACGCCGUGUCGCAAGACUCCGCGAAAUUGCCAGGCGCGACUGUGAACGUGCUGCGGUGCGUGUCGCCAUCUCAGCUCAAGACCAACCUACCUCUGGUACUCUCGCCGACUCCGAGGCAGCCCAAGGAGGCGGAAACUUCCUCAGUGGUGCUGCCGCUCUGCGAUUUGAGGCGUCAGAGUCGUUGCCAUCUCAAACACCACCUACAGCUCACUACCACAUUUCCGAUGACGCCAGCCACUCGGAGAACCUGCGACAAUGGCUUCAUGCCCACAGGGCCGAUCCUGCCUUCAACGGCUUCGAAGUGAACUUGAGGAACCAUCUACUCGGCCGCAUCAGAGGCCGGUCGUAUGAUGGUGAUGAAGACGGUGGAUUUACUGACGAAGAUCGCGACACCAUACGCUUUGAACACAGUCGUGUUUACUUCCACAAGGUCCUGCGCAUCAAUUACACAACGUACGACAAGCGUCGCGCCCAAGAUUCGGUGAAUCCUCGAACUCACGCUGACGUUAUGCUCCUGGCUCACGACGAUGACGACGGCGACAACAACCAUGCACACACUGCUACUCACCCAUACUGGUAUGCUCGUGUUGUUGGCGUCCUGCAUUUCGAUGUGAAGGUCAAGGGUGUCUUCGGCACAACCAAGUAUGCUCAGCGAAUGGAUGUCUUAUGGGUACGGUGGUUUGGAUAUGACUACGAUGAGCCAGGAGGUUUCCGCACUCGCCGAUUACAUCGUGUUGGCUUCGUCGACCACACAGAUCCAAGCGCUCUCGGUUUCAUCGACCCGCAUGAAGUCAUCCGAGCAUGCCAUCUCAUGCCAGCCUCUGCUCACGGGCGAACGCAAGAUUACCUCCCACCGUCUGCUGUUCGACAGGCAGACGAGCAUCAUUCGGAUUACAAGUACUAUUAUGUGGGCAUGUUCGUAGACAGAGACAUGCUCAUGAGAUACAUAGGCGGCGCUGUUGGCCAUAGGGGAUCUGGCUCUGUCCACCUCCACGAGGAUGCGGAGGCCAUAUUCACCAGAGCUGCAGACACAAGCGACUCCCAAGGUGCAGCUGCCGUCAGUAGGGCAUGCGAGAGUACAGAGCCGGAAGAAUGGGACGACGUACCUGAUGUCGACGAAGACGAAGGCAGCGAGGAUGAAGAUGCUCCAAGUCACGCCAACGACCUAGCCGAAAUUGCGGUAUCCGAGAAAGACACUGUUCAAGUGGACGACAUUCUUGAAGAUGAGGAGCAGGACUAUGGAUAUUGCCCCUCAGAUGGGUCGGACUCGGACAGUACCGGCGAGGACGACGUCGAUGACGGAGUCGAUGGAGGUGUUGCCGAACUAGACAGUGGUGUGCAGGAGGAUUUGGGCCCAGAAGACGGAGAGGAUGGUGAUUAUGACGAUCCCGUUGACGACCUCGGCUAUGCACCUUUGUAGUAUUCCUCUAUUCCCGCUGAUGGUUGACUCAAUGCACUAGCCUGAGUACGGCGGACCCUUCACUCGGAC
Molecule: messenger RNA, 3021 nt
Organism: Fomitopsis serialis
Lineage: Eukaryota; Fungi; Basidiomycota; Agaricomycetes; Polyporales; Fomitopsidaceae
Exons: 10
Coding region: 1-2952 (983 amino acids)
Source: RefSeq, a predicted model, not a curated record